Messenger RNA from Microthlaspi erraticum, 1890 nucleotides. The record is from the annotation of a GenBank genome assembly. NCBI's taxonomy places the organism in Eukaryota, Viridiplantae, Streptophyta, Magnoliopsida, Brassicales, Brassicaceae.
AUGCAGCCUUCGGUGACCCCAGAUGCUAUCUCCGCCGUCUUGUCCAACCCAUCAUUCGAUUCGUCCUCCUCCGAUCGACCCGAGAUCGUCGUUCAAGUUGUGGAUCUUAGGCCUAUCGGAAAUCGAUAUAAAUUUGAUGCAAACGACGGAAAGAUGAAAGUCCAAGCGAUCUUUACACCGUCACUGACACCUGAAAUCAUUUCUGGGAAUAUCCAGAAUCUGGGUUUAAUUCGUCUCCAGGAUUUCACUGUUAACGACAUUUCAACCAAAUCAACAAAAUAUUUCCUUGUGACUAAAUGUGAGGCUGUUGCUUCUGCGCUUGAUUCCGAGAUUAACUUGGGGAGUCAGAGGGAGGAGGAAGCUAGUGAGCCGAAGAAGCAGAAACUAGAUCACUCUCCUGUGAACGAUGCAAAAACGAAUGUUUCAACUGGUAUCACUUUGAAACCAAAGCAGGAGUUUGUUUCCAAGUCAGCUUCUCAGAUAAUCAAUGAACAAAGGGGAAAUGCUGCGCCAGCUGCAAGAAUGGCCAUGACCAGAAGGGUCCAUCCACUCGUCUCCUUGAACCCCUACCAAGGAAACUGGACCAUCAAAGUCCGAGUCACUAACAAAGGACUCAUGAGAAACUACAGAAACGCUAAAGGCGAAGGAUGUGUCUUCAAUGUGGAACUAACAGAUGAAGAAGGGACACAAAUUCAAGCCACCAUGUUCAAUGAUGCUGCACGGAAGUUUUUCGAUAUAUUCCAUUUGGGAAAGGUGUAUUAUAUAUCAAGAGGGUCACUUAAACUUGCUAACAAGCAGUUCAAGACGGUUCAGAACGAUUAUGAGAUGACUCUGAAUGAGAACUCAGAGGUGGAGGAAGCUGGUAGCGAGGAAAUGUUCAUCCCUGAGACGAAAUUCAACUUUGUACCCAUUGAAGAGUUGGGAAUGUAUGUGAAUCAGAAGGAGCUUAUUGAUCUUAUCGGAGUUGUUCAAAGCGUUUCUCCUACCAUGAGUAUCAGAAGGAGAACAGACAAUGAGAUGAUCCCCAAGAGGGAUAUAACUUUGGCUGAUGAGUCUAACAAGACUGUUGUGGUGUCCCUGUGGAACGACUUGGCUACCGGAAUUGGUCAAGAACUGCUAGACAUGGCUGAUAUGUCGCCUGUGAUUGCAAUCAAGUCUCUCAAAGUUGGAGACUUUCAAGGUGUUUCUUUGUCCACCAUCAGCAGAAGCAAUGUGAUGAUAAAUCCUGAAUCACCUGAAGCUAAAAAGUUGAAAUCUUGGUAUGAUUCUGAAGGCAAGGUUACAUCCAUGUCUUCCAUUGGCUCAAUGAUGAGCCCGUUAGCCAAAAAUGGAUCUCGGUCUAUGUAUACCGACCGAGUCUUUCUCUCUCACAUCACAAGCAACCCGUCUCUAGGCGAGGACAAGCCUGUGUUUUUUAGCACUAGGGGUUACAUAAGCUUCAUCAAACCAGACCAGACAAUGUGGUACCAAGCUUGCAAGACUUGCAACAAGAAAGUGACUGAAGCUAUGGACUCUGGUUACUGGUGUGAAGGUUGCCAGAAGAAAGAUGAAGAAUGCAGCUUAAGGUACAUAAUGGUGGUGAAAGUCUCUGACUCAACAGGAGAAACUUGGUUGUCCUCAUUCAACGAUGAAGCUGAGAAGAUCAUUGGAUGCUCAGCUGAUGAGCUCAACAAACUAAGAUCAGAGGGAGGGGAAGUGAACGAGUUUCAGACAAAGCUGAAAGAAGCAACCUGGUCGUCUCAUGUCUUCAGGGUUAGUGUCACACAGAAUGAGUAUAACGGUGAGAAGAGGCAGAGGGUAACUGUGAAAGGAGUAGCUCCUCUUGAUUUUGCUGCUGAAACAAGAUUGUUGCUCGAAGAUAUCUCCAAGAAGAACAAAGCAUCUCACUAA